Molecule: messenger RNA, 1125 nt
Organism: Pelobates fuscus (common spadefoot toad)
Lineage: Eukaryota; Metazoa; Chordata; Amphibia; Anura; Pelobatidae
Gene: NPSR1
Product: neuropeptide S receptor 1
Exons: 9
Coding region: 1-1125 (374 amino acids)
Biological process (GO): neuropeptide signaling pathway; positive regulation of release of sequestered calcium ion into cytosol
Cellular component (GO): plasma membrane; cytoplasm
Molecular function (GO): neuropeptide receptor activity; vasopressin receptor activity
Source: RefSeq, a predicted model, not a curated record
AUGCAAGUUAGUUUUACUGAAGCAAGUGUAGAAGCAAAUACAAGCAGGGGAAUAAUGGAUUUCGUUGUCACUUGUACCGCUACCAUUUCUUCUACAGAUGUGGAGGAGGAGUAUGAAUGGAACUCUUUCUAUACCUCUUUUAAGACUGAACAACUGGUUACACUUUGGAUUUUGUUUAUAUUCAUCAUAGUUGGAAAUUCAAUUGUUCUCUAUUUAACCUGGAAAGAAAGAGUUCGGAACAGGAAAUCUCGUAUGACUUUCUUCGUCACACAACUAGCCAUCACAGACUGUCUUACAGGAUUUGUAAAUACAAUGACUGACAUCAUUUGGAGAUUUACUGGUGAUUUCAUGGCCCCAGACUUUGUCUGCAAAAUUGUGCGCUACAUGCAGGUGGUCCUCCUUUAUGCUUCUACCUAUGUGCUAGUGUCGCUCAGCAUUGACAGAUACCAUGCCAUUGUCCACCCAAUGAAGUUUCUUCAAGGAGAAAAACAAGCAAAAAUUCUAAUAGCAGUUGCAUGGACUCUGUCGUUCCUAUUUUCAAUUCCCACACUAAUUAUUUUUGGGAAAAUCAAACUUUCCAAUGGAGAAGUACAAUGCUGGGGUCUAUGGCCUGAUGAUUCGUAUUGGAAACCUUACAUGACAAUUGUAGCUUUCCUGGUGUAUUUUAUCCCUUUGAUUAUUAUAAGUGUGAUUUACUUCAUCGUAAUAAGAACUAUAUGGGUAAAGAGCAAAGCGCAUGCAGUGAUCAUUUCCAACUGUACUGAUGGAAAUUUGUGUACUAGUUACAGUCAACGAGGGCUCAUAUCUAAAGCCAAAAUGAAAGCCAUCAAAUACAGCAUGGUAGUUAUUCUUGCUUUUAUACUAUGUUGGGGUCCAUACUUCAUGUUUGACAUUCUGGACAAUUUUGACAUGAUACCUGAAACCAAAGAACGAAUAUAUGCAUCAGUGAUUAUUCAAAAUCUACCCGUUUUAAACAGUGCAAUUAACCCACUCAUUUAUUGCAUAUUCAGCAACAAACACUGCCGCAUUUCCAGAGACAGAAGUUCAAGAAACCUUGGUGGCACUCUCCGAGACAAAACCGAAGGAGUGGAAAUGCAAGUUGUAUCUAGACCAGAAUACAUCUAA